AUGGACCUAUUUCGAACUCUUCAAUGCUCAGCACAUUCACGUACAGCAUUACGCACACAUAUCCAUGCAUUAAUUUUCAGUCAAGGCCUACCAAGUAUUUUCUUAACUCUCAAUCCGGCUGAUAUUCAUAGUCCCGUCGCAUCAUAUUUUGCCGGCGUCAAACUUGAUCUAGACAAUGUUCAAGCGGAACAGCUUAUGGAUACAUACAGACGUGCCGAAAUCAUAGCUUCUCAUCCUGUUGCUACAGCGAAACUCUUUCAUACGUUGAUUUCCAAUAUCUUAGAUACAAUGAUUAUGGGUGGUGUACUCGGUCCUGUAAAAGCUUACUUUGGCACUGUUGAAAGUCAACGCCGCGGCUCGCUUCAUUUACAUCUCUUAAUUCGGCUCGAUAUCAAGAUCAAACCAACUGAUAUGAAGGAAAAGGUGCAAGAUUCAGAUUUUCGUGAAAGACUUAUCGCAUACUUGGAAGAUAUUAUCAAAGAAGACCUAGAUGGCUUCAAAGACAUAAAAAUUCAAGUCCCAUCCACUCCAUCAGCAUCCGAUCAUUCACCACAACUAGCAACAGAUNAAGGCAAGAUGAAUGUUGAGGAUACUCAACCAAAAAUAUUUCCGGCCUGCUUACCUACUCCAAAUCCAUCGCUUUCUAAUUUCAAAUCGAGAUUUCGUGCUGAUGUGGUACUACUAGUUAAAGCACAGAACACUCACAUUCACACUGAUACAUGUUACAAAUACUGUGACCUUAUCUAUAACGGCAAACGAGUUUGUCGAAUGCGUUUGCCACGCAAAUUAGUGCCAAAGUCGAUAAUUGAUCCUGAAACUGGGGAUAUACGUAUGCGACGAUCGCAUCCGAUGAUCAAUAAUUAUAAUGAAUAUAUCAUAUCAGCAUGUCGUUCUAAUAUGGACAUCAAGUUUAUUUGGACAGGCAGCGAUGUCAAAGCUCUUGUCUAUUAUAUUACAGAUUAUUGGUUGGCCCCAACGGGCGCUAAGCCCAUGGGACAUCAAGAUCAAGAUCAAGAUCAAGAUUAUUUUCAACCAUGA
This is a messenger RNA of Adineta ricciae, 1038 nucleotides long. Lineage: Eukaryota; Metazoa; Rotifera; Eurotatoria; Adinetida; Adinetidae. The record is from the annotation of a GenBank genome assembly.